AUGGAAUCAUCUCAAGCCUUCUCUCUCUCCCGGCGAGCAGUCGCUAUUGCGAUGCCUCUGUGGGCUCGCGACGACUCGGAUUCCUCGUCUGGCGAGAAGCCCGUCAGUAACUUCCUCAAGAGCGGUGUGCCAGGCAUCAUCGUUGGCAUAUUCUUCCUUAUCGCAGUCUCUGUAUGCUGCUAUUUCCUUUGGCGCAACAAAAAGCGAGAUGCCAAAGAAGCCGCGGCGGUACGAGACUGGAAUGAUGCAUGA
Molecule: messenger RNA, 252 nt
Organism: Aspergillus vadensis CBS 113365
Lineage: Eukaryota; Fungi; Ascomycota; Eurotiomycetes; Eurotiales; Aspergillaceae
Exons: 2
Coding region: 1-252 (83 amino acids)
Source: RefSeq, a predicted model, not a curated record